This is a messenger RNA of Hippoglossus stenolepis (Pacific halibut), 10684 nucleotides long. RefSeq names its product zinc finger DHHC-type palmitoyltransferase 5a (gene zdhhc5a). Lineage: Eukaryota; Metazoa; Chordata; Actinopteri; Pleuronectiformes; Pleuronectidae. Bases 2571 to 5096 code for a protein of 841 amino acids. Gene Ontology annotation, molecular function: palmitoyltransferase activity. Gene Ontology annotation, biological process: protein palmitoylation. The transcript is spliced from 12 exons. The record is from RefSeq and is a predicted model, not a curated record.
CACACACACACACACACACAAUGGGGAGAGAUUAAAUGACAGCAGGGGCUAUGAGGAUAAACCCACAGAGGUUGAAGAAGCAAUAAGAAUACGCUUGCGGUUUGAUUGACACACUUGUUGUCCAAUCGAUGCUUUUUAUAUUUGCGACAAUUCUGUGUUGGACCCUGGCAUCAGUUUUGCAGCGCUGACAAAUAUGUCGGUUUGUGUUCAUCUCGAGGCCACUGAUAUAACGGAUACAAGAGAAGAGCACAUCGUUCUCUCUGGAUGAUAUUCACAUGGUUUUCCUCAGCGGCUCUUCCGUGCAGGCGGAGCGACCUGCAGAAGACUGCUUUCUGUUUUUUAAGAAGUUACAAACCAAGCAGCUCCCACCGCCAGCUAACAGCUAGCUGCCUGUAGUGAAAUAACGUCAGACGUAUUGGUGCCUGGCUUGCUAGCGUACUGUAUAUCUGUAAAUUAGCCUAGCGCAGGGGGGAGCUAGCAGCCGGAGCAGGACCCGUGUAGCCCGCUGGCACCGCUCCAUGACUCUCCUGUGGGUCUUACUGGAUCUAACGAGUUGUCUGUGUGGACUCUACAACGAGGAGGAAACGGACAGUGGCUGAAUCCAUUCACCGAGUUUGGACUGUGGGAAACUGCCAAGCCCCUCGCAGGUGUGGUAUCCUGUCCAUGAUCCUGAUUUCCGGACUUUUUUCGUGACCCAGAAUGACUUGUUGAGUCACAAUACUGCCAACUCUUUGUGUGGUUCACAGACGCAACGGGAUCAACAUCACAAACAAGAAGGCCUAUGUUCAGCAUUGGAUGUAGAAAAUGUGCUUGCUGUUCUGUUUUCAAGAUUGGUGAGGGAUAUGUCAAACCUGAAAUGCAUCAAGAUGCUUAUGGCUAGAAGAGUCCCUUCAACACUCAAAGGCUGCAUUUUUUCCACAUUUUUGAUGAGGUCAAUUUUGGGCCAGACAGGCUGUAUCAUCUAAGGGAUUGUAGUGGGGGAGUGUUUUCCAAGCCUGAGUGACCUCUGCCUGGGAAGGAAAUAGAGGCAAGGCCCUGGACGUUUCUGGAGACAAGGGCAAAAGAAGAAAAGGGAUCGUUGCUGGGAGGCCAACAGUUACAUAACUGGCAGCCGCAGUUGUCCACCAAUGGAGUGGAACAAGGAGACCAAUGGAGGGAACUGAGUUGUUCUGUGUUGCCUUUGCUGGUUGAUAUGAGAAAGACCAUUAUCUGCUCUGUACAUGUCCUCCAGACAUGGAUGAACACUGUAAUUUUAGCUCUGUCUCAACAAUUUAAUUUACAUGGAUACUGAUGGGUGUUCUACUGGAUUUUUCUCACAAUGUGCUGGAAAGAACCACACCAUCACUUCCAGUUUCCACAUACCCAUUGCAGCUGGCAAGUGAGGUGGUUUAAAUCAGCCACCGGCGGGGUUUAGGGAUGCCCCGACACAGGAAAACCAGGCUACUCCACUGGCCCACUUACAGACUGCUGUUUCUAGUACGAGUCCUGGACUGAAAGCGAGGAGGUCUUUUUUUUAUUUUACAAGACCUUCUUUCACACAGCUAACCCUGCCCAGACUGCUGUUCUCUCGAUUCUGAAAACUUUAAAUUUGAGUGAAUAGGAAUCUCCACACACAGACUUAGCUUCAUUUUAGGUAUUAAUCUGCACUUUUUUAAGCUGAAAAAGGUCAUGGGGAAGGAAAAGGGAUAGCCACCCGAGACUUAUUUCUUGUACUUACUUCUCUCCUUUUACCUCUCACUUCUUUCAUCUUUUCAUUUCUUCCUGUUUUUCUUAUUAGUCAAUCUCGUACCAAACAGGUUUACCUCUGCCAACUCUGGUACCUCACUAAACUCCCAUUCAAAGACCAAACAAAUCAACUUGGACCAGUUUUGUGUAUUUUAGCAUAUGAUGUGACUUAGAUAGCACAAAUCACAAAAUAACUAAAUUUACGUGCUUUAUCAGAAGGGAUCAAAUGGGUUUUUACAUCUAAUUAACAGCCAUAUUUUUAAUUGCACUAUUAUCAUGAUUUUCACCAAGCCUUUAUUCACCUUGCUAUAUAUGUAGUAGAAUUACUCCAUUUUAACUGGUUUUUAGGGUCUUGUGUGAAAUGGACCUCUAAGAAUGAUCAGUUUCUAUUGGCUUUUAUGACUAUGGCUUGUGGAACACAGUGUUGUUUAUGUGCCUCCAACUUGUUUACCCCUUUAUAAUCUGUGGCUUAUUUGUUCAUCCCGCCUUACCACCUGCUUUUAAGGCUGACAGGGAAACAAGGCUUUUACAACAGAGAGACUUUUAAGCUUCUUUGAAUCUUACACACAGUAGAUCUGGAUUGACUUAAGAAUCUAAAAACAAGCACCACUCCUCAAAUGAAGUAGGGACUUUUUACUUUUUUCCACUUGAAAGAGGAAACCCUUCUCAACUGUUCCUCCAUUUCUUUUGUACACCUCCUUUGCAUUGUUUUCCUUUUGCCAAUCUGUUAUUUUUACUUUCAAUCUACAAAUCCACUCAAUGCAUGUAAAGAAACAUUUAAACUUUAAAGACAGAUUCCUUAGCAUAGCAGUUGCUGUACAUACAAACACCACACACAGGAAGUGAUGCCAGGUGUCAGCAGUAAGAGUGGAGGGCGGGGUCCAUCUUCGUCACCCCUCCCCCACACAGUGGUCCCGCCCAGCAGACCCCUGCGACCCUCUCGCUACGUCCCUGUGUCGGCAGCCACGUUCUUCCUCGUUGGUUCCACCACGCUGUUCUUCUGCUUUACGUGUCCGUGGCUUUCAGAGCGCUUCUCAGUAGCUGUGCCCAUCUACAAUGGAGUCAUCUUCCUGUUUGUUUUGGCUAACUUUUGUAUGGCCACAUUUAUGGACCCUGGCAUCUUCCCAAGAGCCGAGGAGGACGAGGACAAGGAGGACGAUUUCCGUGCUCCCCUCUACAAGACAGUGGAGAUCAGAGGGAUCCAGGUCAGGAUGAAGUGGUGUUCAACCUGCCGCUUCUACAGGCCACCACGGUGUUCUCACUGCUCCGUCUGUGACAACUGUGUCGAGGACUUUGACCACCACUGUCCGUGGGUGAACAACUGCAUCGGUAGGAGGAACUACCGCUACUUCUUUCUCUUCCUGCUGUCUCUGACGGCUCACAUCAUGGCCGUGUUUGGCUUUGGACUGCUCUUCAUCCUUUACCAUCGGCAGAACAUUGACCGCCUGCACGCCAUCGUCACGCUGGCUGUAAUGUGUGUUGCGGGUCUGUUCUUUAUCCCUGUUGCUGGCCUCACUGGUUUCCAUAUAGUGCUUGUGGCCAGAGGCAGGACUACAAAUGAACAGGUGACAGGAAAGUUCAGAGGAGGUGUUAACCCUUUCACCAAUGGCUGUUGGAAGAAUGUCUCUCAUGUCCUCUGCAGCUCACAGGCACCCAGGUACCUGGGCAGGAAGAAGUGUGUGCAAAGUGUGUGUGUGCAGCCUCCCUUUCUGCGGCCACAGCUGACAGAGGCCCAACUGGCUGCAAAGAUCCUGGACAACGGCAUACAGGGAGACCUGCACCGGUCCAGGUCAAGUCUGGAGAUGAUGGAGAGCCAGUCAUGUGAUGCUGAGCCGCCUCCUCCACCUAAACCAGAGCUCCGCUACCCUGGAAUCACCAGAGGAAACACGGAGGAGUGCAGUCUACUAAACAAAGCCCCUCCCACCCCCACCAUGUACAAAUACAGGCCCACAUACAGCCCUGGCAAGAACCACACAGCACUCACACAUGCUUACGCCAACCAGUUAAGUCGAGGAGAGAGCGUUGGCAGUGCCAGGGACUCCUCCUCCUCCACCUCCUCCCUCCUCCAGGCCAGCCAGCAGCCUGGUUUCCGCUCCCAGCCCAGCCUGGACCGGCGGGAAGCUUCAUCUGACAGAGUGGGAGGGGGAGGAGGUGGGGAGAGGAGGGAGGGAUGCAGGGAGGUGGUAGGGGGGGGCAUACCUGGCUACUCCCUUGGCGGACGCUCAUACCCCUCCUUCUCCGACCCCACAGUCCUAUCAGGAGUGGCGUCACGAUCUUCCAGCUCUACGCACACCUCAGCAGGCACCGCCCACAUCUCCGAAGCAACCACAACCUCAGCCAGCUUCAAGAGCUUGGCCAAUCAGACACCCCCGGCUCAACACGCGCCUCGCAAUGGGAGCCUGUCAUAUGAAAGCAUACUGGCUGGCGGUGAUGAAUUCGACAAGGGGGUGGUAGUGGGUUCAGCAGCCCCUGAGCUUUCCUCCGGGAGACCCUGCACACCAGCAGCAGGCAGCUACGGCGCCCCCUUCAUAUCGUCACAACAGAGAGAUGCUGAGAUGCACCCCCAGUUGUCCCAGUCUCCCCAUCACCACCACCGCUCUUCCCACCACCACCACCACCACCACGCCUUCCUCCAUCGCUCCUCCUCUUCCACAUCCUCCUCCCCACCACCUCCUCCAGAGAGGGAACGCCUACUGGGUGAGCCCCAACCUGGCUCUCACACCCUAUCUGCCAAUCAUGCCUCAGCCCCACCUCCCCCACAUCAUCACCACCACUCCCACCAUCACCACCACCACUCCCACCAUCAUCACCACCACUCCUCGUCCUCUUCCUCCACCUCCCACCCUCCCCGUUUCUCUGCCCCUCACGCACCACCCCACCACGCCUACCCCUACCGCACCCGCUCCACUGACACCCCUCUGGGCUCCUCCACCACCUCCACUACCCACCCUCCCCGCUCCCCACAUCCCCCACCUCUGGGCAAGUCGCUCUCGUACUCGAGCGCUGCCGCUGCUGAAAUGCAAUACCGGCUAGUCCGCAAAGCCUCCGCGUCAGCUGGAGCGAAUGCAGCGGGGGUUGGAGGAGGAGGUAUAGGAGGGAUGGGAGGAGGAGGAGGAGGAAUACAAGCGCCGAAGGAUGAGCUGAUCCAGGUGAAACAUCUGAGUCGGACCAACGGUGGUCAGCCCUUCUCAUCCUCUUCCUCCUCCUGCUCUGCCCCUUCCUCUCCCUCUCACCCACUCAGCAUGUCCACUCGGCCUGUGGUGGCCUUCCCCAGCUCAGCAUUGACGCAGAGCCCUGCCCACAAGCCCCAGGGCGGUGGGGUUAAGAAGGUGACGGGCGUCGGAGGCACAACCUAUGAGAUUUCUGUCUGAGUGGCAGCUUGCCGCCAGUGUGAGGACCAAUGAGACGAGCUGGAGAUACUGCGUUUCUUUCUGCCUUUCAGGGUGAAAUUUUGUGUUUUCUUCAGACAAAAGAACAGCGACUUACAUGAAUGAGUGGAACUAUUUUGUCCAGAUCUUACCCGUCAUUGGCAGCAGGGUUAAACUGUGUUGGACUAUCCUGCCUGCAGACACCCACCUCAGUAUCCUGCUGGGGAAAUGACUGGAAGCCUGGACUGGUGUGAGCCAGAACUCACUGGCUCUGGGCUAUGAAUGAUAUCACUGGACAACAUACAGACAUUUUGUGGGUUUUAUCCUCAUUGUAGCUAAGUAGGUAGCAUGAGGCACUAGCAUGGACAGGUCUGGGUGUUUUGAUGUACAAGUUUUGCAGCAGGAGGCGUUACCACUGCCAGGGUCAGGAGUCUGAUCUCCACUGGGGCCACCAGUCAGCUCUGCAUCACAAGGUUCAUAUCAACACAUUUGGACUGACUCUGCAUUUCGGUUAGAAUUUUUGCAGAUGUAGAACACCACUGAACACACAACUCCAUGAUAAGGAUGAUUCUACUAAUAAUCAACAGUCCUUGGAACCCUAUCAAAAUCAAGGAAGAAUCCAUUCAAGGUCAAGGGCUCCACAUAUACAAGCAGUUGGGUGUAAACUACCUGAAUGGUCAAUCAGAUGAAGGCAGAGCCAGGGUUUUUUAAUACAAGCUCUGGCCCCAGUCGUCAGUUAGACCUUUAAUGACACCAUGCACCAGAUGGAGCAUGGCCCAAGAACACAAGUUGUUUGUGUUCCCAGGUGAAGUGGGAUGCCUGUAGUCUGUAAGGCAGAGGCCAGCUGUAUCACUUACAGACUCCCAGUCAAUCAUGGAACUGCACAACACAACGCAGUGGCUCAGUCAUCAGGCAGUUAGUAGAUCUGCUGAGGACAAUCUGCCCGUGUGCAGAAGCAGCUCCAGCCUGUUGCUGCAUGAAUUGAGCUGCCUUCUGAUGGAGGGAGGAAAAAUGUGACAUUGAAACAAAACAGAAGAAGCUGAUCCCCUCUAUCUUUGAUUCAUUUGUUGAUUUAUUCCUAGAUGUGAAAAUGAUUCCAUGUUUGUACAGGAUGAUGUGAUUUUUUUUAAAUGUGGAUUUUUUAAAGAAAAAAGUGGCGUUGAUACUGGACUGCAGCAUGCACUACUAUUACUACUAGCCACUAUAGGGCCGCUGUGUUUGAACCAACAGGAAGUCAGGAAACUAAAGUGAAAAAAUAAAUAAUGUUUUGGCUUUUUUGUUGUUAAUGGUGUCCUUGAGAAAAGGCAAACUUUCCAGGGAACAGCUCAUGGAAUUAAUUUUCUAAAAAAAAUUGAGUGUUGUCAUUUUUUUUAUUUCACCUAUUUAAUUUGAGAUUGUUUUAUAUGAAUUUAUAUGGAAAUAUAGCUAUUGAUAAAUGAAGAAUUUUUAAUAUUGACUCAAAAGACAGUUUGUGUUAGUGUCAGAAUGGGGAUAAAAAGAAUAAAUCUAGUUGGUGUCAUUGUUGCUCCACAGUUGAUAGACUGUUUUCUUAGAAAGACCUAUUUCCAAUGUCCAAUGUUCCAAGAUAACAUUAGAAUAAAGGGGGCUGGAAUCUCUCCGACCAGAUGACUGAUCUAUAAGAUUUACAGUAAAAUGACAUCUACAGUAUGAGUAUGAUCUCUGUUCUUUCACUGAAUAUUAAGGCUACUGAUGAAACGGAUGAGAUUUCAUGAAUUAAAUGUUAAAACAUGGAGAAAAGGUUUCCGACAAGGUGUUUGGAGAUUAAAUAUCACUUUGACAUAUACUUGAAGUUUAGCUCAGGUUCCUUCCAAUUCUCUUGAUUCAACAUCGGUUAAUUCUUUUGAUUGGAAAGGACCGAAAAACGCCGCCCGUCUGUAUAAGGUCUCACAACUGACAGUUUACAUCAGAGCAAAACCAAUCCACAAGGUGGAAGGAUCUGCCUGCAGAGCUCAGAGGUGGAGAUGGCAUCAUAAACUUUCCGCUGCAAGUUUCCUUUAUGAUUCUCUGGAACAAGCAGGACUCUUCAUCGACCUGACUGUACAACCUGAUGAGAAGGGCCUUAGUUACAUAUCCAGCUCAGAACAGAUCAGUGGUCAGUCUGGCUGAGCUCAUGCAUGAAGACAGACUUGCAGAAGGAAGUUAAUUAAAUAAAUUGAAUGAGUAAAAGUCAUUACAAAAAUAAAUCGUAUUUUUUCAAAACUUAAAUAAGUCACGAAAACCAAAGUCACUUGCUUUGUCUCAAAUCAGAUACUUAAUUUCACACAUAUGAAGUACACUGUGUACAAAGUAUAAAUUUACCACUGGCACAGUGCAUGAAUUUGAACAGGGUAGUGGUGUUGGGCCGUUAUCCAUCCACAGUAAAUGACGAUCAAAAUAUGACCAUAAUUGAUGCCUGCCAGUAUAUUUACCGGCUACUUUGCUCACUGGGUGUAUGCUGCCUUCAAAUGGAACAGUUAGUGUGCAUGGUGUGUUUAGUGAUCAAGUGGUUCAUUUGUCCAAACACUGUUGCUAGGCAACAGCAGCAUGGUCACUUCUAUUAACAUGUCUAUUAACUGGCAGCAUCUAGAAGCCACAGUGGCUAACAAUUCAGCAAGCUAGCAAGUAACUAUAUGCCAGAAAUACAAAGACAUAAUGUGAGAGAGAUACAACUGUUGGAAUAUCCAGAUUUUCCUUCGACAUAUUAUAGAAUUACAAAAAAAAAGCUGACAAGAAUUAAGAACGUUAACUUUCUGUUUAAGAAGAGGGUGGUCGUCAUAUGGGCUGUUCUCUUAAAUGUGGUAAACACGACACCAUUUGAGGGCGGCAUUAAAAAUGCACUUUAUUACUUUCUUGUGUAUGUGUGUGUGCCGCCUGUUUUACAGACCGUGGACAUAACGGAGCCAUCGCCGCCCAUGACAUCUCCUCGUUCCGCCCUUUUCAGUUUGAAUAUAUAGUUGUCUCCUCUUUCCACUAAGACAAGACGGAUGGAACUUAUUGACUAAGUCCAUCAUCUGAGGACUUAGAUUUCCCCAAACUUGUCUGCAUGAAUUCACCUACACUCAAAAUUAGCAAAUAGAGACAGGACUUAUAUCAGAAGGAAACCCUCUAUCUGGACAAUAAAGUGUAUUAAUCUGAAACUGAAUUGACUUUCUAUAAUUGAAUGUCCAUGUUUUAGCAUUUCUUGGCUGUCAAUUUAUCCUGCGCAGUAUUGAAACAGUGGCCUUAAUACUGUUGUUAUAUUUAAAGUGUGAACAGGGUGUGUGAAUUUCCUCUGGGCUCCAAACAUUUUAAAAUUAAACCUCAUUUGUCAGAGAAGGUGUUCGAGAUACACUUAAAAAGAAGAUUACACAAACUUAGUUGGGCUAAAAAAGGUUUAAAUCCGAUGUAAAUAUGCCAUGGGAAAGGAUCUUAACUCUAAACGUUUACAGAUAAGACAUCUAGUAAGAGAACAUGUCUUCAGUGAUGGAAAAUGUUUGCUCAAGUUUUGAUGAAGUGGUCGACCUUUGUGAAACAGUGUGGUAAGGCUUCUUCCUGUCCCCCGCUAAAUGUUAACUAUCCUGUGUUUGCCUGCUCACUUUCCCUUGCCCACUUCCAGCUGUGGUUGUAGCUGACAGCUGGAUGGGUGUAAGCUCUAGCAGUGCGUUGCACCCUUUAAACUGAGAUUUAGUUCCACAUUAAGUUUACAGCACAACCUAAAUCUGACUUUGAAACUAAUUACACCAGCCUUCUUGUUUGUUUUUUUGCCCCGUUUAGUGAGAUCUUGUCUACAUUUAGUUUUUUUGCUGAGCAUUUGCAUAAGAUUAAUUAAUGGCCCCUGAACCAGCAACCUUUAUGUAACUAUGUCAUCACGAUGAUGUAACUAUGUCAUCCCUUUGUAAUGGCAGACAAGGCCAUUUUCUCUUUAAGUCUAUCUAUGGCCAUGUUGUCUUUGUCCAGAUUGAAAUACAAACAAGGAACAACACAUUACUCAGUAUUGGACAGAAUAUGACCAGUUAUAUCAAAUAAAUGAAGCACACUCUAGCGUCAGAGUGAGGGAUGUUUUCAGGAAAUGUGUCUUCUAAUUCAGCUUUGUUCUUCAUUCUGCUGUAACUUGUGUCCAGUUGGAGGACAGCUCUUUGUCUGAGCAGAAUGCCUGGUGGAUGAGGACAGGGGGCUAGAGGUGUAUGUUAGAUAGCACAGUUUUGGCACAGUUCCUAAGACAUAGCUGGGAAACUGAAAUACAAAUGAAAGAAAUGCCAAAUAUGUGGAUUGUACAGCUUAAUAAGUGUGUGUGAGUGUGUUUGUGGAUGUAUGUAUGUGGUGGCGGGGCUGGGGGGGAUUGAUAAUAAACCUUAAACAAAGAGGUGGAACACAGCUUGUUCUUUAUUUUGCUACUUUUGUUUAUUUGUUAAUCAAGUAUUUAAAAGACCCAAAUCAAACACGCUUCAAUGCUCCAGUGUUUCACUUCUAUGUGCUGAGAAUUUGAGGUAUUCACCUCUGAAGUGGAGGUGAGUGGAGCAAAUGAAAACUGUCACUGUCAAACGGGUCGCCCUUCUUGAGCUGUUAUUAUAUCAUCCUUAAAGUUACCCUGCUGGCGUUUUAGAUUGCAGAAGGAUGAAACAAUCCCUGUGAAGAUGGGUGUAGUUCAGCUCAUCCACUUUACUGUCCCUUACUGCUCAAAUUCAUGCAUGUCACCAAAGUGAAAAAAUAUUCAAACUCAAUCCUCCAUUUUAGUUCUUUUAGAUCUCAGUGCAGCAUUUGAUGCAGUGGAUCACCAUAUUUUAAUUGACAGACUGGAAAGGUGGGCAGGAAUCACCGGUGGGGCCCUAGACUGGUUCAGGACCUAUUUACCAGAAAGAACCUUUUCCAUAUCAAUCUCUGGCUCUGCUUCCUCCCCCUCAAGCCUACUGUAUGGUGUCCACCAGGGCUCAAUCCUUGGCCUAAUUUUAUUCGCUAUAUACAUGUUUGCCCUCUGUGGUUUAACCUGCAAACUUAAGAUCCACUUUCACUGCUACACAGGUGAUACAGAGCUCUACAUUCCCAUCAGUCUCAAUCAAACAUUGCAACACUGCACAAAUAGACAGACACCAAGAAUGUCGUUCAACCAUGUUAUUAUCAGUUAUGAAAUAUUGCUAAGAUCAGGUCUUUUAUUUCAGUAUCAGAUGGAGAAAUUAAUCCACGCUUUUAUAUUAUCGCUGGCUUCAACUACUGUAAUGCACUUUACACUGACCUGAAUAACAAAACAAUCCACAGAUACAGUUAGUCCAGAAUGCUGCAGCACAGCUUUGAACCUGUUCCAGGAAAUGUGAUCAUAUCAUCCCGGUUUUAGCAUCGCUUCACUGGCUACCUGUUCGGUUUAGGAUUGUUUUUUUAAAUUACUUUUGGAACCAGGCAUGGUCUGUCCCCUGGAUACAUUUCUGAUCUUUUAUCCCCCUAUGAGCCAGGACGCAGCCUGAGAUCCUCUGGCUUACACAGUUAGGGUUAAAAACUAUUUUUUUAUAAAUGCCUUUGCUCAUGUUUUUAAGUUGUAUUGUUUAAUUCUGCCUGCUGUAAAGCACUUUAUUGUUUGUAUUGAAAAGUGCUAUACAAAUAAAGUUAUUAUUAUUAUUACA